UUUUUUCUUCAAGCUUUUAAUUAAAGUUUUCUUGGCUCUCCUAACUCAUUUCUAUAUUGUCAAAGGAAAUCGAAAAGAAGCAGCUAGGAUAGCAGAAGAGAUCUAUGGUGGAAUUUCAGUUUGCCUCCAGGAUUCUCUUUCAAAAUAGGCUUAUGCUAUGUGAUUCCAACACACUAGAUUAGUCAACAACAGUCUUAUUCAAACAAAUAAGACCUUCAAAGGAGGAGCAUCAGAAUGCUUCAAUUAACCAGGGAAAUUGAGAAGAAUUUCGAAGUGUCAGAAAAUAUCCGAAGGCCUGGACUGUGGAAAGAGAUUUCUUUUGGGGAUUACAUUUGUCACACAUUUCAGGGAGACUGCUGGGCUGAUCGAUCCCCACUUCAUGAAGCUGCAGCUCAGGGACGCUUACUGGCCCUUAAAACUUUAAUUGCACAAGGUGUCAAUGUGAACCUUGUGACAAUUAACCGGGUCUCUUCUCUUCAUGAGGCAUGCCUUGGAGGUCACAUGGCCUGUGCUAAAGCCUUGUUGGAAAGUGGUGCCCACGUCAAUGGAGUGACGGUUCAUGGAGCCACGCCUCUCUUCAAUGCAUGCCGUAGUGGCAGCAUCGCGUGUGUCAAUGUGCUGCUGGAGUUCGGAGCCCAGGCCCAGCUCGAGGUGCACUUGUCCUCACCCAUCCACGAGGCAGUGAAGAGAGGUCACAGAGAAUGCAUGGAGAUUCUGCUGGCAAAUAAUGUUAACAUUGACCAGGAGGUGCCUCAGCUCGGAACUCCCCUGUAUGUGGCCUGCACCUACCAGAGGGUAGACUGUGUGAAGAAACUUCUAGAAUUAGGAGCCAGUGUUGAUCAUGGCCAAUGGCUGGACACCCCCCUGCAUGCAGCAGCGAGGCAGUCCAGCGUGGAGGUCAUCUGCCUGCUAACUGACUAUGGGGCUAAUCUGAAGCUCAGAAACGCUCAGGGCAAAAGUGCACUUGAUCUGGCAGCUCCGAAAAGCAGUGUGGAGCAGGUGCUCCUGCUCCGUGAAGGCCCGCCAACUCUUUCCCAGCUCUGCCGCCUGUGUGUCCGGAAGUGCCUGGGCCGAGCAUGUCAUCGAGUGGUCCACAAGCUAUGUCUGCCAGAGCCGCUUGAAAGAUUCCUUCUAUACCAAUAAUCCUAAUUGUUCCUGGGAAAAUACUUGGGAAUAUGUUGUUGUUUACUGUCCCAAGGGUACCUACUGGAGAUUCUGUAUCUUUAAAUGAGCUCAGCCAGUUAGUUAGAGUAAAUUCCUUAUGAUCUGGGACACUUGAGGAGUGGAAACUCUUGGUUAGUUUAAUGUUCUUAUCAACCAAAUGAUAUUUAAAAAUCUUUUAGUUUUUAGUUCUUCUUGUUAAGAAACUUUAAAAACCUAUGAUGUAGGGUGGCGCCUAUGGCGCAAAGGAGUAGGGUGCCGGCCCUAUAUGCCAGAGGUGGUGGGUUCAAACCCAGCCCUGGCCAAAAACUGCAAAAAAAAAAAAAACCCCAAACAACAACAACAACAACAACAAAAAAGGAUGUAGAGUGAAAAUGGUAGGGAUUCAGCAGCUUCACAUACCCGAGGGUCAACAUUCUGAAUACUUCAUUGACACAUGUGAAUAUGGGUGGACAAGAUGAUAAUGAAUGUUAAGUUUUCUAAGACAUGCUCCUGAUUUAGUUCAUCCCUUCUGCCCCAUGUUUGUUUCUUUGAAUAAAUCUCUC
Molecule: messenger RNA, 1706 nt
Organism: Nycticebus coucang (slow loris)
Lineage: Eukaryota; Metazoa; Chordata; Mammalia; Primates; Lorisidae
Gene: ASB11
Product: ankyrin repeat and SOCS box containing 11
Exons: 8
Coding region: 235-1143 (302 amino acids)
Biological process (GO): positive regulation of protein catabolic process; protein ubiquitination; intracellular signal transduction
Molecular function (GO): protein binding
Source: RefSeq, a predicted model, not a curated record